GGACAGGAUGGUAUGGUCUCCCUUUGGUUACCAGACACCUGUGAGGUCUUUAUCCUCCAGGUACUCAAGGUUAGACAGAUUGUCCUGACGUGUCUAGAAUGUAACUAAUGAUCUUCAAGUAAGCCACAGAAUCAAACUUAUAUUUAUGUAAGAUGUGUAAGUGGAUAGGUAGUGGCUUGCGAGGUUUCUCUUCAGCAUUCACACUAGCUCUCUGCUGAUGCUAUAGAGAGAACACGAAGGGGGAGAUGCUGUCUUCAUACCACAACAGAUGAUGUGAUUUCUCAUUCACAUUUCUGCUGUGAGUUAUACAUUCAGGAAGGUCUUACUUUUUUUCACAGUUACAGAUGUCAGAUGUCCUUAAGAGGAAAAACAAAACCCACAUCCUCUUUGUUUAGAUAUAUAACACAGAGUGAAUAGGGGAGGCCAGGCAGACACCAUGGGUGUUUUUUUCACUCUGUCCACCUCUGCUGCCAUCAUUCUCCUGAUACUUCCUGGAGAGUUGUGCGUGGAUAUCAUCGGAGGACAUGAAGUAGCACCACACUCAAGGCCAUUUAUGGCCAUACUCGACGGAAAAGAUUUUUGUGGAGGAGCUUUGAUCAAGCCAGACUGGGUGUUAACAGCUGCUCAUUGCUGUCUGAGAGGAGGCAGCGUUACCCUUGGAGCCCAUUCACGGACAAAAAGAGAAAAAGAAAAACAGGUUAUUAAGAUUGCAAAAGAAAUUCCCUACCCAGCCUACUCUUUCCAAACAAAGGAACACGACAUUAUGCUGCUGAAGCUUGAGAAAAGAGCAAAAAUUAAUCGCGCUGUGAAAGUCAUUCCCCUGCCUACCUCUGGUAAUGAUGUCAAACCAGGAACAACUUGCAGUGUAGCAGGAUGGGGACUAACUGUGAAUAAUAGGAAAGAAUUGUCUGAUACCCUGAGAGAAGUUAACAUCACUGUCAUCAAUAGAAAAACCUGCAAUGACAAGAAACAUUACAAUAAUCAAAUAACAAAUAACAUGGUAUGUGCAGGAUCUAAGCAAGGAGGAAAGGACUCAUGUCAAGGGGAUUCAGGUGGACCUUUAAUAUGCAAUAAUGUGCUGAAAGGCAUCACUGCUUUUGGGAAGGAUAAGUGUGGUACUCUCAAUGGUCCUGGUAUCUACACUCUAAUCACAAAACAACACCUUCAGUGGAUAUGGAAAACCAUAGGUGGAGACUUACAGACUGGGAUUUGAUCAAACUAUUUCCUGCUUUGUGACUGAGCAACAAAAUGUAGCUUUGAAAUAUGCUUUUGAAAACAGCUUCAUGAUAUGCCCAUAAUAUUCCCAUGAAGUUAUUCCCACACUGAUUUUUAGUACCUUGAAGUCUGUAUAGAUAAAUUUCAUAUAUCCAUUUUAGGGAGAGGCACGAUUUUAACCAAGCUGAACAGAGCGCUCUGCUAGAACAGCUUUUGUAGCUUAUAGAGUUAUGGAGUCCAUUUGUGACUCAAGCUUUCAGCCUCCUCAUGUUGCACAUUCAGACUUAGCUUUACAUGGAUGAGUGUUUCUGACCAAGUGUCAAAUCAAAUCAAAGUGUAAUUUCCAACUUGAAUUUGAAGCCUCUGCGUGUCAACUCUUCAUGUAAUCUGCAUUAAAUAAAAGAAAUGGCAAUAAA
Coturnix japonica (Japanese quail) is the source of this 1631-nucleotide messenger RNA. Its product is annotated as granzyme A-like. Gene Ontology annotation, molecular function: serine-type endopeptidase activity. The record is from RefSeq and is a predicted model, not a curated record. Gene Ontology annotation, biological process: proteolysis. Lineage: Eukaryota; Metazoa; Chordata; Aves; Galliformes; Phasianidae.